AUGUUGAAAAGGAAUAAGAACAAGGCGAUUAAGGUCAAAGUCACUACAGCUGAAUCUCAGCUGGAAUUCGAGAUGCUUAAGAGUGCCUUGGGGCAGGACCUCUUCGAUCAGGUGGUUCGGACAAUUGGCCUUCGUGAAGUUUGGUACUUCGGCAUUCAGUAUAUCGACAAGGACAACAACCCAACGUUUUUAAGACUGGAUAAAAAAAUUUCCCACAAUGAAUUUGCUCCUGGCUCAGAAUACGAGUUCAAGUUUAUGGUGAAGUUUUACCCUGAAAACGUGGAAGAAGAACUUAUUCAAACAUGCACGAUAACUCACUUCUACCUGCAAGUUAAAAACGAUAUAAUGUCUGGUAAAAUCUAUUGCCCAACGGACACCGCCGUCCUUCUCGCUUCGUACGCCUGUGUCGCCAAAUACGGUCCAUACAGCCCACAGACGUGCCCUAAAACCUUACCUGUUGAGAGAUUGAUUCCCGGAAGAGAGCAGUACGAUCAAACUGACGAACAGUGGUACGAGCGUAUCAUAACCUACUACAAGGACCAUCAUGACAUGUCUCGUGAGGAUGCAAUGGUUCAGUAUCUGCAGCUUGCACAGGACCUUGAAAUGUACGGUGUGGAGACCUUUGAUAUUAAGAACAAGAAGGGCACACCCCUUGUACUCGGUGUUGAUGCUCUUGGCUUGAGUAUUUACGAGCCGGGCAACCUUUUGGAUCCGAAGAUUGGAUUCCCCUGGUCUGAAAUCAGGAAUCUCUCUUUCCACGACAAGAAAUUCAUCAUCAAGCCUGCUGACAAGUCUGCAAAGGAAUUCUUCUUCUUGGUCAGCAAGUCCAAGAUUAAUAAACGCAUCCUAGCUCUGUGCACUGGCAACCAUGAGCUCUACAUGCGCAGAAGAAAGUCGGACUCUAUCGAGGUCCAGCAAAUGAAGAUUCAGGCUAAGGAGGAGCGCGAAAUGAAGGAAGCUGAAAGGCAACGUCUGAAGGAGGAGCGUCUGCAGCGCAUGGAAAACGAGCAGAAGCUUCAAGAACUUCGGUCGCAAAUGGUGCAGAAGGAGUCCGACUUCGAGGCGAUGUCUCUUAAAGUCGCCAAGUACCAGCAAAAAAUCAACGAACUGGAGGUGCUGCUCGAUCAGGAACGAGGCGCUCGCGAGAACCUGCAAAAGAACCAAGAUAUCUUGGCUCAAAUGAAUCAGAAGCUCAAGGAGGAGACUGAGGCCUCGGUGGAGGAGCGCAACAAGCUCAUUGCCGAGCGUGAUCGGGUGCAACGCCAGGUUGAAGAACAAAAGGCAGAAAUGGCGGCCAAGGAGGCCGAGAAGGCCAAAACCGAGGCCGAACUGCGUCACCUGCGUGAGGAGCGCGUGUCCAAAGCCAAGUCCGCUGUCAACGCCCGUGGGGAUGCUGCUUCGCAAGAUGACGAAAGCGAAGCCCAAGAGUUUGAAGUGGUGCCGAAUGUUAAGCGCUUGGAGGAGUCGCGCGUGACCGAGGUCUCCAAGAACGAGUCCCUCCAGACGAAGUUGGCUAACCUCAAGUCGGAGUUGAAGCCGGUGCGUGACGAGGCGAAGAUGCGUGACAUUGACCGCCAUCACGAGUACAACGUGCGCGAGGGCAACGACAAGUACAAGACCCUGCGCAACAUUCGCAAAGGCAACACCAUGUGCCGAGUCGAGCAGUUUGAGUCGAUGUAG
Messenger RNA from Mesocestoides corti, 1680 nucleotides. NCBI's taxonomy places the organism in Eukaryota, Metazoa, Platyhelminthes, Cestoda, Cyclophyllidea, Mesocestoididae. The record is from the annotation of a GenBank genome assembly.